AUGACUAUACUCAAGUCACUGCUCGCCGGUGUUUGUGCUACACUAGCUGUAGCAAACCCUCUUCCUGCCCCCGAGGCCGACCAACUUCAGUCUCGUCAAUUCAUCACAGACUCCAAUGAGCUCAUGGCCGGGCCUUGCAAAGACGUCACCUUGAUCUUCACUCGUGGAUCGGCGGAAAUAGGCAAUAUGGGCUUAGUUAUCGGACCCCAACUCUGCCAGGCCCUCAAGGCGCAGAUCAGCCCCAACAGAGUCGCUUGCCAGGGUGUCGAGGGCCAGUACGUCGGCCUGAUCAAGCCCAACUUUCUCGACUACAACACAGACCCGAAGUCCAUCCAGACUGCAAAGACCACCAUCGAAGAGGCAGCCAGCAAGUGUCCCAAUACACAAAUCGUGGCGGGUGGAUAUAGUCAAGGUAGCGCCGUCAUCGACUACGCCGUGCAAGAGCUCAACUCCGACACCCGCAACAAGCUCAAGGGAGUGGUGCUGUUUGGCUUCACGCGCAAUAAACAGGACCACGGGCAGAUUCCGGGCUACCCCCAGGACAAAGUCAAGGUGUACUGCGCGCCGGGCGACGUAGUAUGCGAUGGCAUCUUGGUCAUCACGCCCUCACAUCAGGUAUACGGGGUGAACGCGGGCGACGCGGCGGAUUUUCUGGCGCGGCAGGUGAAUCUUCCUCAGUAG
Aspergillus homomorphus CBS 101889 is the source of this 681-nucleotide messenger RNA. RefSeq names its product cutinase precursor. Gene Ontology annotation, molecular function: cutinase activity. Gene Ontology annotation, cellular component: extracellular region. The transcript is spliced from 3 exons. Gene Ontology annotation, biological process: carbohydrate catabolic process. The record is from RefSeq and is a predicted model, not a curated record. The coding region runs from base 1 to 681 and encodes 226 amino acids. Lineage: Eukaryota; Fungi; Ascomycota; Eurotiomycetes; Eurotiales; Aspergillaceae.